AUGACUGUAGUGGACCUAUCUCCAAACCUGAUGGACAGCACACACCCUUACACUGUGCUGAGCAAGCUCAAUGAGCAGCGUUCACAAGGCCUCUUCUGUGAUGUCACCAUCGUGGUGGAGGAUGUAAAGUUUCGGGCCCACAAAAACAUCCUGGCUGCAUGCAGUGGAUACUUCAGAAGCAUUCUGACAACCUCUGACACAUGCAGCUCCAGCCAAGUCCUAGAGCUUAUGGACCUAAAGUCUGAGGUGUUUGGCACUAUCCUCAACUUCAUAUACUCCUCCAAGGUAACAUUGCUUGCUACAGAGAACCGAGGGGGGCUUUUAGAAGCUGGAAGAAGACUUGGAAUUCCUUUUUUAGAAAAGCUUCUGCAAGAACAGCAGCAAGAUGAAUGUGUUAAAUCCAGAGACUCAUGUGCAAUCACAAAUUCUUCAACAACAAAGAAGGAAGUUUCCAGGCCUGAGGAAACAGACAGAGCAAGAGGGCCUCGCAUUACAAAUGCCUUCUCUAUCACUGAAAUGUGUCCUGGGAACAAUCCUUUCACUCCUCUGGUGCAGAUAGACAAGGAGAGACAGUCGCCAGAUGUGGGACAGCUACCCACAAGUUUCCCUACAAUGUCAUGCAUCAAUGGGAACAGUGAGACAACCCACACCCUCUCUGAACACUCAUAUGCAGUAAACAAUUCCACUGAAGGCAAAGACACCAGUCAGUGGGACAACAGGAAGGUCUGUAAACCAGCAAUAUCCCACUCAAAGCAGUGGCUGUACAGGAACACGGGCCCGCUGAAAAAGCGCCACAGGCUGAGAGGCAUGUUAGGCAGAGGUACGCUUCCAGCACCAGCAGAUCCAAAAACAGAUAAAGCGAACACAGCAAACCCAGCAUUAUCUGAUGGUGAUUCUGCUGCAGCUUCUGCCACUGUUAUGACACCGCCUGCACUUUUCUCAGUAGCAGAGACAGAGAAGACAACAGACACAGAGCUCUCUGCAGCCACUGACUGUGUUAACAUUGAGUUAGGUCCACCACCACUUUCACCUCAUCCAGAAGACAGCAUUUCAGUCUACAGCUGUGAGCAUUGCCCAGAGAUAUUCCAAAAUAAAGCUCUUCUCUUCAUUCACUCUGAGGUACAUAAAAAGCCUUUUGACUCUGAUUUGUUUUGUAAAUUCUGCCGAAGGAAAUUUAUACACCUUAAACGGCUACACAACCAUGAAAAGCUAUGUCCAAAGGCUGGAAGAGUCCCACAUAAGCAAGGGGCCAGGGAAAUAACAAUGAAAGAGGUUGAGAACCACUCCAGUGACAACUCAAACAUGGAAAGCACUGCGAUGACACCUUCCUCUGCAGAUCUCUCCAUCCCAAACAUGCCAGAGCUCACUGAAGUUAACCCAACACAGCAACUUCAUGAGGAGAAGACAGUCAGGCAGAGGAGAUACAAUUGCAGUGUGUGCAAACGAGUUUAUGUCACCUUGUCCAGCCUGAGGCGUCAUGAGAAUGUGCACUCCUGGCAGAGGGCCUAUCCCUGUCAUUAUUGCAAUAAAGUCUUUGCCUUGGCGGAGUAUCGUACCAAGCAUGAAAUUUGGCAUACAGGUGAACGCCGCUAUCAAUGUAUUUUCUGCCUGGAGACAUUUAUGACUUAUUAUAUCUUGAAGAACCAUCAAAAGUCCUUCCAUGGCAUUGAUCCUAGUCUAGCUGUUAAAAAAAAAUCUGCCAAUGGUGGGCUGAAAGCCAGCGUUUACCCAAUCAAGCUCUACAGGCUUCUGCCCAUGAAAUUUAGAAAAAGGCAAUACAAGACCUACAGCCAGACGUACUCUGAAAGUGUUGAGAAAGGGGACUCUUUAGACAGCAGUACUCUGAUUCCUCCAUUCGAAGAAAACAGCCUGAUCAGCCCCAGCACAACGUCAUUCCCACUUACUUUUAUGGCCACAACAAAGAUGGUCUCCCCUGUCAAGCCUCGCAUCUGCUUUGACCAACCUUAUGACCAAGUUCUUGAUCAAAGUCUCAACUGUGAACAGGAGGAGCGAAGAAGUGCAGAGAAAGAAGCUGGAGGAAGGGAUCAACCAUUCAAUAACUCUGAUAGUAUCUCAGCGCUGCCUAAUUAUGAACCUCCAACAAUGAUAAUGACCUCGGAGCAUAUUACUCAUAGUGUACCAUUCAUAAACUCCUUGACUACUGUUAAAAAGUUAGGUGAGCUGUCAGCUUCGGCAAAAAUGGUUGAAGAGAUGACCAAAGAGAUACUCCAAUCUAGCACAGAGGAUCUGAUGCAGGACAGAAGAGUAGGGACAAAAACAGAGACUUACAUUGCCAAACCUGCUUGCCAGGGUCCAUCUUUGGACAGUGAAGCAAAGCCCCUAUGCCAGAUAACAGUUAAAAUAGGCAACGAAGCCAUUAUCCGCCGCAAAAUUAAGGGAUCUAAGCUCUUCCCGAAGAAGAAAAGAAAAUCCAGAGAACGAAAUGAGGAACAGGCCAGGAAUCAGUGCACUCCGCCGAGGGAAAACCCAGAGAGUGCAAGGCUUCGUCUCAGACCAGAAGCCAUCAGUUCCACUGAGACAUUUGAUGAAACCAAUGAUUGUGACAACGCUGAUCAGCUUUGGCGUCCCUACUAUUCUUACAAGGCUAAAAAGAAAAGAAAGAAGUUCGGAUACAAAUACAGAAAUGCUUUGUUGCAGCCCUGUCCUGACCUUUCUGUAGAAAGAGCCGGUUUUACUGAACCCCACUCUGACAGAUUGCAUUAUCCAACAGAGGAGAGCAGCUUGGGAGGUAGCGUAGGGCCGAAACAUAGUCUUAGCAGAAACUAUAGCCCCAAGCCCACCUACAACUGUGAUAUCUGUGACAGCUCUUUUAUUACAGAGACUGGACUGAAAGCUCAUGUGAUCGGUUCCCAUCCAUAUUUCUGCCGGACCUGCGGUAAACAAGGUCCUCCCGGUGAGGCGCCCACUGGUGGAGAUUACAUCUGCAAAAGUUGCAUGGAAAACGGCUCUUGCUUUGACAACACUCCCCAAAGCCCAAACCGAGAGAAGAAAUAUCGCUGCUCAUUCUGUCCCCAACGGUUUUUGUACCUUGCCACCAAGAGAAGUCAUGAGAAAAAACACCAGGAUUCAAUCGAUGACAGUCACAGCUAUGACACCGUCACAUCAUGUUCUACGUACUCAGACCACUCAAGGGAAGGAAGCAAACAAGACACCACCAAAAGAGAAAACAGUAGAGAUCAAGGGGACAUUGACAUAAAAUGUGAAAGCAUAAAAGAAGAACAUUUUACAACUAAUGAAAGCAAGCCAAAAAUGAAGGAUGGAUCUGACUUAAUGACUCCCUAUCAUGUGUCAUGUUCAGCUGUUAAAACUCCACCACCAUCACCGUAUGUGGAUUCACUGCCUACGCUGACAUCCUCAAAGAUGAAACACAAAGCUCAGAACAAGAGGAUCAAUGCGUAUCAUUCUACGCAUCACAUUCCAAAGAAGCAAACUUAUGACAAAGAAGGUGAUCCCAACAAGAACAUAUUGACAGGACCAAGAAAGAAUAAUCUCAUCAAUCAUGACAAAUCCAGCAUACUGUUAAGGAAGACAGACACUGAAUCUAAAGUUGCACACAUUUCGUUACACAGGCCGGAAAAAUGGGUCUGCAAAGAGGAACCCUUCUUUUAAAGACCUUUAAAGACUGCAACUAACUCUGCAAAUGGCAUUUAAGGACAAACUUUUUCGUUGAUGGUGAAUUAAAUCUGCAAUGUUUUGCAUUGCAAUUUUUUUUUUUGGACAUAACAAAUCCAACUAUUAUAAUCUAAUAUCAGCAGACUGAAAUUUCAUCUACCCAUAAUCCAAUAAUGCAGUUUUUAUUUUUCACAGUUUUCCACCUAUAUGAAGGAUAUUUUUAAAGUAUUGUACAGACUUCUGACACAAACUGUACUUUGUCUUGUGUCUAUGCAUGUAAAUUAAAGUUAGUAACUCAUUGUAAUCUUUCGUUACACGCAGUGCAAUAACAGAUCAGCUUCUGCAAUUUGCGGGGGGGCAGAAAAAUAACCAGUGGUGGUUUUAGCUUCACCUUUUUAAAAGCAUGUCGGAGCAAACAAAGGGAUUUUCUGUUGUCAUUUUUCUGUACCUCUAGUUUAAAUAACAUAGAUUUGUAAGUUGCACUUUAUGGGUAGACUAUGCUGACCUAAAGUUUAAUACUUGAAAUUUUUAUUCCAAGCUCUGCUGGUGUAAAUAGAAUUUCUACUAAAUACACAUGACCACUGAAAUUACAUUUUCUCCUUUUUUGUGUGUUUAGU
This is a messenger RNA of Cyprinodon variegatus (sheepshead minnow), 4250 nucleotides long. It is a transcript of the gene zbtb38, whose product is annotated as zinc finger and BTB domain containing 38. Gene Ontology annotation, molecular function: protein binding. The record is from RefSeq and is a predicted model, not a curated record. Gene Ontology annotation, biological process: regulation of immune system process; regulation of cytokine production; negative regulation of transcription by RNA polymerase II. NCBI's taxonomy places the organism in Eukaryota, Metazoa, Chordata, Actinopteri, Cyprinodontiformes, Cyprinodontidae.